Messenger RNA from Corythoichthys intestinalis (scribbled pipefish), 1888 nucleotides. It is a transcript of the gene foxd1, whose product is annotated as forkhead box D1. Bases 256 to 1224 code for a protein of 322 amino acids. Gene Ontology annotation, molecular function: RNA polymerase II cis-regulatory region sequence-specific DNA binding; DNA-binding transcription factor activity, RNA polymerase II-specific. The record is from RefSeq and is a predicted model, not a curated record. Gene Ontology annotation, biological process: cell differentiation; anatomical structure morphogenesis; regulation of transcription by RNA polymerase II. Lineage: Eukaryota; Metazoa; Chordata; Actinopteri; Syngnathiformes; Syngnathidae. The transcript has a single exon.
CUCGCGUGGCGUUUUGUCGGCCCGAGCGCACGGCCCGGCCCGGCACGGUACUGGACGCCGACUCGCCUGGAAGCAUAUGGAAAUAGCGGCAGCAAAAAGUGUCCCUCGUCUCCCACUUGCGACCUCCUCCUCCUUGUCCUUCUGUCCCCCGUCGUCCUCCGCCUCCUCCUCGCAUGAGCCUCGCGGAAGGAGGGGGGCACGGCGGCGCUUCCUCAUCUGGCCUCGGUGGACGCGGCCGGGCGUGAGAGAAGAGCCAUGACUCUGAGCUCCGAGAUGUCGGACGCCUCCGUCCUCUCGGAAGAGACCGACAUCGACGUGGUGGGCGAGGGGGAGGAGAGCGAGCACGGCCGCGGCUUUCCACCGACUCAGCAGUCUCCCCCGCCGUCGGACCCCGCCGUCGCCGCCAGCUCGGAAGCCGCUCGGGACGCCUACAAAGCGGCUUCGGUGGCAGCGGGGGGCAAGAACCCCUUAGUGAAGCCGCCUUAUUCGUACAUCGCCUUAAUCACCAUGGCCAUCCUACAGAGCCCCAAAAAGCGGCUGACCCUCAGCGAAAUCUGCGACUUCAUCAGCAACCGUUUCCCGUACUACCGCGAGAAGUUCCCGGCGUGGCAGAACUCCAUCCGGCACAACUUGUCGCUCAACGACUGCUUCGUCAAGAUCCCGCGGGAGCCGGGCAACCCGGGCAAGGGCAACUACUGGACGCUGGACCCGGAGUCGGCGGACAUGUUCGACAACGGCAGCUUCCUGCGGCGACGGAAGCGCUUCAAGCGGCAGCAGACGCAGGACUUGCUCCGGGAGCACGGCGGCUUUCUGCCGGCCGCCGCCGCCGCUUACGGCUACCCGGGCUACGGUUGCGGGGGGUACGGCCUCCAGCUGCAGUCCUACCACACGCACUCGGCUCUCCUGGCCUUCCAGCAGCAUCAGCAGCAGCAGCAGCAGCAGCAGUCCGCCCGUCACGGCGGCACCGUCCUCCCCCAUGCCUCCCUCCCGCCCUCCGCGGAGCGCCCCCGGGGCCGCUUCUACCCGCCUCUCGACGCCGGUCCGCAGGGCUCGCCGGCCGGCUCGCGCAAGGCCGGCUCGCCGGUGCACCGCUCGCCCUUCUCCAUCGAGAGCAUCAUCGGCGGAGGCUCGCCGAGCCCCUCCAGGACUUCCCCGGCGGUGAUGCCGGUGAUGGGCGCCACCCUGGGCCACCCGAUGGAGAACUUUACCGCCGGCGGCUGUUAAAGCAGACUAAACAAAACUAAACAAACGAACAAAUAAACGGGCCCUCAGUCAAAGGUAGGAGGAUUAUUUUUGUACCUUUAUGGGAGUGCGCGCGCGGACCUUUUCGCUGUGCACGUUCACGCGGUUUGAGGAGAUAUUUAAUGUCCAUCAUUUUUUUGUCCCUUUUCGGGAGCUUUCAGGAUAUUUGGACCUUGUCUCCUCCAGCCACAAUCUCAGGACGAAUUGCUCUAAAUGAUCACAUGUUGUUUUUCAAAAAAGUAAUAAUAAUAAUGUAUUAAUGUGUCAAACACAUGUUUCGUUUUAUUAUUAAUAUUAAUAGUUUGGCCCAUUUGAACAGGUUUUUGAUUUUAAACUUUGUAAUAAAAACACAAAGAGUUACAAAAAAAUGAAGUCCUACAUUUAUAACAUGCAGUGUGUGUUUAUUUCAGUCAUAAAUGUACAUUUUUGGCCGCAACGAAAUGUAAAUGAAGUGUGAUAUUUUUACACAGCUUGUUUUUACAAGAGGAAUAAAUUCUGGUUUGGAAAAAAAAAAAUCAUACGUGAGGAGAAAUACUUUUUUAUUCAUGCAUGCAUGUGAUAUCAAGCCAUCAGGUUUGUUGUUUUAACCUGUUAAAAAUGACAGACAUAAUACGUUACGUAUUUUUUAUUAUUAUGCAAAGUUAGU